AUGGCUCCUCUACCUUUCUUCAGGAUGCCCCCACCAGAAGAAUGGGUAAAACCAUUCAACGUCUACGAAGAACCCCCAGGCCCCGUUGUCUACCCAGGGCCUAACGACCCGAUGCCAUCGAUUGAGGACAUCACCAAGAUCGAAGAAGAUCUCAAGAUGCGGAAAGAGUUCGCACACGCCAUGUUCGAGAAAACUACUGUGGACCUUGCAAUGGUAGACCUUAUUAGGAGAAAAGUGCGCAAAUUCAACAAGAAGCUUGACGAGUAUGGCUUGGACAGAUUUGGGAAUAAGCUUGAGAACGCAAAGCCUGGGCAGUCCGACAAGCCCGACAAGCCCCCUGCGCCAGUCUUGACAGAGGCGGAACGCGAAGCCCGCGACCAAGCCCGUCAAGCCAGAAUACAAGCAGCGCUUGACGUGCCGCGACCGGUGACGAUUGCGUCCCGUAAAAUGCACCCAAAAGGAUACAAUAAAAACAAACGCAAACGCGUCGGUAGUGACGACGACGAGUCUUAUACACCAGAUCGCAAGGGAACCCCUCCGUCCCCGUCCGUAGCCCACCCAAAGCACAAGCACCUGCAGCACGCACCCUCCUCUACCGUUGUAGCUAAGAAACCUCCACGCGAGCCCCUGCCCAACCUGAACGACGAGUCUUACUGGCGUCUCCCCGAGCGACAAUCUCUCGUUCCACCUCACCCUCCCCCACCAGAGGCACCCAUUCCCGGUCCUUUGCACCAGCAAGAUGUUUCAAUAGACCUUUCGGAUGCCAAGCCACCGGCGGCCCAGAUCACAGCGGACACGUUCUGGAAAUCUGUCGAGCACUGGAUACGUGACUUGGGGGAAGAAGACGUAGCAGCCAUGAGCUACAUAGACGAUGAUCCUGAACCAUUUGUCCGGCCACCGCUGGGAAGGCACUAUCUUGAGCGCUGGGCAGAGGAGGAGCAGGGAACGUACACGCCUGCAGGACAACGACCGGACGCGAAAGGCAUGCCUUUCCCCCCGACGGCAGGGUAUGACCCUACGGACUUAGCAGACGGGGACUGGCUGAGCGAAGACAAGUCGCUGGGACCCGUAGCGGAACGCCUCGUUUCUGCGCUUCAGCCUAAACGGUCAGGUACCGCAGCGGGUGGUCCGGAGGGAGAGGGAAAGAAGGAGAUGAUUGAGGCGAUUGCGGAAGAGCUACAGGUAGAAGACGCGCUUACAGCAGGGCCGCUUGGGGACCUUAGGGUCAGUGCGGAGGAAUUGGACGUGAGGAUCAAGCGGCAACUGAAAGAGCUGGGGCUGUGGUCGGAACCUGAGCCUGACUUCUCUGCUCCGGAAGAUGACUCCAUCCUUGCCGAACUACGGCAGUGCCAGAAGCUUCUGAAAGACCAGAUGGCACUAAACGCCGCACGCAAGUACCGGCUACUAAAACGUUGCGAAGAUCGACUUGCAUACCAGGACUACGUCCACCAGCUGGAAAGGAUGGACGAGCAGAUCCUGAGCGAGUGGCAAAAGCUGAGCAAGAAGACUACAGCCGACGCCAAAAAGGGCAACAGUUCGGGGCAUACGCGGCAGCCGAGCACGUCCAGUGUCAGUAAGACUAAACCUACCGGUACGAAUGGGAUCAGCAAAGCACGAUCGCAGAGCGUCUCUCAGUCUCCUGUCGACCCCCGUUCAACCUCCGCCGCUCCGGGCGAAGGGCAGUCCAAACGGCCCUUAGUCCCUCCCGAGCUCCUACACGUGGUGCGAAUUCGCCAGCGGCUGGUAGAUGAGUUGGGCACGGUGUUUGAGCAGGGAGAACGGGAGUGUCCAGGUAGGUUUUGGGGGUUGCCGGAGGAGAGCUUGUAUAAGGGGAUCAGCGUGGAAGAGGGGAAGAACGUGCUCCGGAGGGUUAACGUCGGGCAUCCGGCAUUAAUGUGA
Messenger RNA from Dacryopinax primogenitus, 1899 nucleotides. RefSeq lists its product as uncharacterized. Gene Ontology annotation, biological process: regulation of transcription by RNA polymerase II. Bases 1 to 1899 code for a protein of 632 amino acids. Lineage: Eukaryota; Fungi; Basidiomycota; Dacrymycetes; Dacrymycetales; Dacrymycetaceae. The transcript has 5 exons. The record is from RefSeq and is a predicted model, not a curated record. Gene Ontology annotation, cellular component: SAGA complex. Gene Ontology annotation, molecular function: transcription coactivator activity.